Molecule: messenger RNA, 2375 nt
Organism: Danaus plexippus (monarch butterfly)
Lineage: Eukaryota; Metazoa; Arthropoda; Insecta; Lepidoptera; Nymphalidae
Product: glutathione synthetase-like
Exons: 12
Coding region: 199-1680 (493 amino acids)
Biological process (GO): glutathione biosynthetic process
Cellular component (GO): cytosol
Molecular function (GO): ATP binding; glutathione binding; glutathione synthase activity
Source: RefSeq, a predicted model, not a curated record
CACAUUAGAUUAAACUACUUUCAAUGGUAACUUCAAAACUAAAAUUAUUUACUAAAGUCUAAAGUAUUGUCUGUCAUUUAAAUGAAAACCGUACAUGAUUACACUCGUCUUAUCAAAUACCAAUCCACACAUCGUUUCGCAAUUGUGCUAGCGUUGAAAAUUUAUUCUGUGUUAAUAUUUGGCUAAAAUAAAAGCAAAAUGUCACAAUCUCGCCUAAAAUCUUGUAUUCCUCUGCCAAUUGACCACAAGAUGCUGGUGUCUGUGAUAGAAAAAGCGAAGGAUUGGGCCCUGAUGCACGGAGUUGGGAUGCGAGAUAAAAAACAUUUCAACAAAGAUGUCAUUCAGAUUGCGCCAUUUGUUCUUCUGCCAUCACCAUUCCCUCGGACAGAGUUUAACAGAGCAGUUGAGCUACAGCCAAUAUUAAAUGAAUUAAUGCACAAGGUUGCACAUGAUGAUGAAUUUCUGGAAAAGACACUACAAAAUGCACUCCAGGUUGAUGAGUUCACAGCAAAUCUGUUUGAUAUAUGGGUUAAAGUAAGGGAAGAGGGCAUAACACAGCCAAUAUCACUAGGGAUGCUGCGAUCUGACAUCAUGUUGGAGUCGAGAUGUCCUCACACAGAGAACCAAUGCGCUAAACACACCCCAUAUUGCUCAUGGAAGCAAGUGGAGAUAAAUAGUAUAGCAUCUGGUUUUGGACAUCUUGGGCCAGUUUCUAAGGAUAUACAGAGUUAUAUCCUUCGUCAAUUGGGACAUGGUGAUCUUAUAAAAAAUAUGCCAGAGAAUCGAGCUCUGUCAGGUCUAUGCACUGGCAUCACGGAUGCCUACGACCUGUUCGGAGUACCAUCGGCUGUUGUUCUGUUUGUGGUUGAGGAGGUGUCCUACAACAUUUGCGAUCAAAGGUUCCACGAAUUUGAGAUAUCGGAGAAGAGACCCGACAUUAUGAUAUACAGGAAGACUCUGAACGAAAUAUACGAGGAGACGCGACUCAAUGAAAAGAAACAACUCAUAUUGGAGGAUCGUCCCGUGGCUGUGGUCUACUACCGCUCUGGUUACGAACCAGCUCAGUAUCCGACCACCAAGGAAUGGGACGCCAGGCUAAGAGUGGAAAAAUCAUCGGCGAUAAAAUGUCCGUCAAUACAUUAUCAGCUCGCUGGCACCAAGAAAGUCCAGCAGGCGUUGGCUGCUCCGGGGGUUUUGGAGAAAUUCAUGGGCGCCGGCGCCACUACAGGUCGCGUUAGGGAUAUAUUCGCUGGACUGUACUCAUUGGACUUCGACGAGAACGGCGAGAGGGCUGUGGAUAUGGCCCUAGCUGAUGCUGAGAGGUUUGUGUUAAAACCUCAGCGGGAGGGCGGUGGUAAUAAUGUCUACGGAGCUGAUAUAAGGGACGCCCUGCUGAGGAUGAGGCAUAGCAGGGAACGGGCCGCCUACAUACUCAUGGAGAGAAUACUGCCUCCGUUAGUGGCUGGGUACGUCGUUCGUCCAGGUGCAGCUGUUCCACCGCCCAUCACAGACCUGGUGUCAGAGCUCGGUAUCUUCGGUGUCAUUAUAGGUACGAAAGACAAAAUCUACUGCAACAAACAAGUCGGUCACAUGUUACGUACGAAACUAGCGGACGCCAACGAAGGAGGAGUCGCUGCCGGACUGGGGGCGCUCGACUCGCCGUACUUAUUAGACAUGUAGCACAGAUUAUACACACGAAAUGACUUAAAAUUUGCACAGACUGUAUAAAAACAAUACUAUGAAAUGACUGGUUAUAAAAAUAGAUAACAAAACAUUUAUAUAUGACACAGAUGAAAAAUAAUGCACACAUGUCACAAAUAUAAAAAAAAAAUGCAACAGAUAAAAUAUAUAUAGUUUGCAAAUAAUGCUGAAUGAUAAUCACAGGAGGUAGAAAGUUAACCUAAUUUUUAAUGAUAAAAAUCAAAAAUGUAUUUAAUAACACUUAAGUCGAAUUCAUUAAAAAAUUAGGUCUAAAAUGCUGCCACUGUUUUAUAAUUUAUGAAAAUGUUGUAAAUAUUAAAAUAAAACCUGUUUAUAUAUUUUUUUUAUAUAUUAUUACCAAUUAUACAUAUAUAAUAUAAGUUUUAUUUUAUAUCCACACUCUGCAUUUUUUUUCACAUUUAUUAAAGAUCUUGUUGUAUAAAAUGUAGAGUAAAUAAUGAUCACAUUCCAGAGCAAGGGACGAUGGAAGGAAGUACGACAAUUUGACAUAAUUAUAUAACACUUUUUAGAAUAUAAUUAAAUUAUGAUUAUUGUAUUUUAUGGAUUAAAAAAUUUACAAUAAGUUUAUAUUAUUUCAUUGUUACCGCAUGUGUGAUAAGACGGGGUGCUGUGUAAUUAUAAAAAAUUUCUAAUAAAAAAUUAUAUCAUUCACA